GAUUUGCAAAGAAGACAUUUAUACCAUAUGAACCCACAUUUGGAGAUGGUUUCAAACGAGGAGAAGUAAAAUCCAUAAAUGUGCAGGAUAAGGUGGUGACAAUGCAGUCCGGUCAACGAUACGAAAGCGUUCCAUACGACUACCUCGUCAUAGCAACAGGGUCAACAGGGAAAUUCCCAUGUAAAGUUACUAAAAGUGUUGAUAACAAGGAUAUUAUAAGCAAAUUUGAUUCCUUGAAGGAAGAGAUUCACGCCUCUACUAAGAUUGUGAUAGUAGGGGGCGGUGCAGCAGGGGUUGAACUUGCUGGUGAGAUAAUGACCGACUUAAAAGGCAAAGAGGUGUAUCUGAUUCACCCACGUGAAAAACUUGUCAGUGAGAUGAAUGCUGACAGCUUCACAAAGAGCGUACGAGACCAGCUUGAAACUCUUGGAGUCAAACUUGUUCUGGGAGAGAGAGUAACCAAUCUGGAAGAGCUCCCAACAGCAGCAGAAAAGUCUGUUGUCAGAACAGACAAGGGAUCGAGCAUAGAAGCUGACCUAGUGGUACCAUGCACAGGACUGAAGGUCAACACCAGUGCCUAUGGUAUAAGCUUGGCUAACAAGAUGGAUGGCAAUGGUUAUUUGAAUGUGAACGAAACUCUUCAGGUCGAUGGCUGUGAUGGCGUUUUUGCAAUUGGUGACUGCAAUAAUAAGGAACGUGCUAAGCUGGCGCAUGUAGCAGAGACCCAGGCAAAAUACCUUGCCAAAAAUAUAGAAACUAUUGACAGCGGAAAGCAAGUGCAACCUUAUAAACCAGGAGGAAUGAUGAUGGCGCUGUCUAUUGGUCGAGAGGGCGGUGCACUCCAAAACGGAACAUGGGUCCUAGGUGCCUUCUUUGCUCGGUUCGUCAAGAGUAAGGAUGUGUUUACAAAGCAGACUUGGGGAACGAUGAAACAAACUCCACCAAAAGAAUAAAUCACCAUGGCAAUGGGCCGGGCAAAAGUCUUUUGAAGUGGUGCAUUGGACAACAUAUUUUUUACAUGUCAUUGUGUUUAAUGUGGAAUAAUUCAGAUUAGUAAGAAGAAAAAUGUGCCAAAUUAAUAUUAAAUGAUUCCGAAAUAUAAUUUUUAUUCCCAUUUUUUUCUUUCUCAAAUAUUUUUGUCAGAGCUGUAGGCUGGUUUUAAACUAGGCUGGUUUUAAACUGGGGUGGGGGUGCGAAAAUUGUGAAGGCAAAUCUAAAUCCAUAUUCCACUGAAAAUCUAUGGUCAUUUUUAUCCCAGUCUAUGUCCAUGAUUUUUCCCGGUUUACAACCAUUAUUCCUCAAUUUUUUUAGGUAAACCUUUUCCUUUCUCUUGCUGUUUUUCCUCCCAUCUCUAUAUUCUCAUAUGCUAUUUCACAUGAUAUAAUUUAAUGAUGUAAUUUAGCUAUGGCUCAGAAAGUAAAAGUUAACAAUAUUCUCAUUCUUAAUCACUCUGUAUGUUCCAUUUUUAAGUUUUCAUUUCUAUUCCUUCACAAGUUUACUUCUAUUGUUCUUCUCUAUCCACCAUUUUCCCACCCAUUUUUGGACUGAUAGAAACAUAUUAGGGAAAAGUAAAAAUACACAUUGUGUAAUUGUAGAGAAUUUUUACCAAAGUAGUUUGAUGCAUUUAGUGCAUUUGUAAUUUGAUUUUAGAAUCAAAUCAGAUAUAAAAAGGAUUGCAUCAAUUCUUCAAGUAUAAUAUCUAUAGGCAGUGACUUGGGGUGAUGGUUUAUUUACAUUAAUUAAGUCCCAUAAUUAAGUUGAAAUAUAUAAUUGAUUUUUGCUUAUUGUUAGAUUGUGUAGUAUACUGUUCCUUGAGAAAUGUCUAUCACUGGAAAAUCACAUAGAGGUUAUGGUGUAGCAUUUUGUUGGUAUAGCACCCAAGCAGCAAUCAGAAGGUCUUGGGUUCAAAUCAUGAUGAGUACAUUUUUUUCUCAAGUGAUUAACAAUUAUUAGACUAAUAAAAAUAAUCAUGGUGAAAUUCUAAUAGGCUUAAAAGAGAGAAAAAUGCGAGAAAACAUCUGAAAUAAAACUAUUGCUAUCCUGAUAGUAGGUUGUCAUAAGAAUGUUAAGGAUGAGGAUAAUGAAAAUAAUGAUAAAGAGGAUAAAUACUGUAAUUUAAUGUGUUAACAAGAAAUAUAAAUGGAGUAAACCUUACGCUGUUGUUUAAAAUCCUAAUUGGACGAUACUAUUUAUCAAAUGUAUGCAUCAGCAAAUUUAAUGCAAUAUGAAAUUGACCAAAUAUAUAAAUUUAUGAAACUACUAAAAUAAAAAUUAUGAUCAUGGCAGUAUUUUUUUAGAGACAAAUUUAUAACGUUUAGUCCUAGCGGCGUUUGUGAUGUCGCAGUAAAGUAACAAAUGGACGCAAGUUUGAUAGCAUAAAAAUGCCAGCGUCAAUUACACUAAGCAUCGAUCCCAGGCUAUAACUCAAUUUGUCAAAUUACUGAAAUAGAUCCUCAAAAUGGAGGCUAACUAUCCGCUGUGUACCUGUAGUUUUGGGCCUGGAUCCACAAUGUGUGUAUACCAUUUUGAUGUAUUAAAAUAGUAAAUUAGAUGUAACACACACCUUCGAAAUGAUACCAAAGAACAACGUUUCUAAUCCAAUGCACCCUACAAAGGCACUAUUACUAGACCCUGUAAAAGUUUUGUUUGCAAUAAUAUAGAAAAUAUGAACCCUAGAAUCUAUUUUAAUUGCCUACCUCGUAUAGUUCUUCAAUAAAAAUACUGUAGUGGGAAGUUUAACAACAGCUAUAAAAUAUAGAAAUUUUUACUGUUGAAGAACAUUGUUAUCUUUAUUAUUUGCAUGAUUAAAAUUUUUAUCAAGUCGCCUUACA
Molecule: messenger RNA, 2831 nt
Organism: Anneissia japonica
Lineage: Eukaryota; Metazoa; Echinodermata; Crinoidea; Comatulida; Comatulidae
Product: apoptosis-inducing factor 2-like
Cellular component (GO): cytoplasm
Molecular function (GO): electron-transferring-flavoprotein dehydrogenase activity; flavin adenine dinucleotide binding
Source: RefSeq, a predicted model, not a curated record